Uloborus diversus is the source of this 979-nucleotide messenger RNA. RefSeq lists its product as uncharacterized. The transcript has 4 exons. The coding region runs from base 1 to 732 and encodes 243 amino acids. NCBI's taxonomy places the organism in Eukaryota, Metazoa, Arthropoda, Arachnida, Araneae, Uloboridae. The record is from RefSeq and is a predicted model, not a curated record.
AUGACCAGAAAUCACCACAAGCAGCAACUUUUGACGAUAAUCCAGAAACCGGGACCUUCAGCAGAAAAGAUAUUUGAGCAUGAAGGUUUAAGAAAAAUGACUUUGCUGAAGCAACGUAAAGUUUCUGCGCAGUUAAAACUGGAAAUGAUGCAACGCGAAUUGCAACAGAAGCGUCGAACAGAUGCAGAGCGUCGAUUCUAUCGCCUGCAACUUCAAGAGUUGUCGGGUGAACUCCAAGACUUAGGUCGAUCGCUGGAACGAGGCUACAGCUUGUCUUCGUCCAAUCCGACCAUUGCUGUUUCCCGGGAAUCUUUGAACGAGCCAAUCCGGAAACAAAGAGUCACACAUCAAGCCAGCACGCCAAAUUGCCACAUCAACCACCAUCAUCCAUUGGGAGAACUACGCGCUGUUGCAUCCUUGUCAUCAUUAAACACGAAACCUUCAUCUUCAGAAAGUAGGUCGUUUCCUAAAGAUGCCAAGCCCUGGAAGGCUCCACUGAAAUUCCUUGGCAAUUUGAUGGACAACACGGGAUUUCGGCGUAGAAUUUGGCGAUCUUUUUCGUCGAAGCAAAUUCAAUCGGACGAUUCUGUUUUGAAUCAGAACUCAAAUAACUUUGUAAGACAGGAAGAAUGCACGUAUUUACGUCCUCAGAGUCUAGCGAUGAUGAACAACAACAAGAAGAAUGGACAACUAAAGUUCCUUCCAAACAUAUUUGGAAACCUCCUGUUGUGAGAAGAGUGUUUAAUAAUAAGAAAGUUCAAAUUGAUCCAGCAGUCAUGGCUGAAAUAGAGGUAUAAUCCUUUGUUCUAAGACAUGUUUAUAAAUUCUUUAGUUAUAACUAUCGCAAACGAUAGCAAAACAACCACAUGGGCUUAUUAACCACAUUAGCAUUUUUUUGCCCUUUUAUUUAUUUGUUAAUGAAAAUUAAGAGACUAAUUUUAAAGUUUUGAUCUGAUUGAUUAUAUUCGUUGAUAUAAGA